UCAGAAUCGAUGGGUCAACGACAUGCUUGUUCAAUGUCACCAUCUUUUACGGGGAAAGCUGCGUGAGGAGGCGCAUGGUAUAAUCUGUUAGUACAGUCACUUAUCGCUCAUUUCGAUAGAUUUAGAAACACCCGAGGAGACUUCCCGUUUACUGGAUUAUUAUGGCACUGCGCGGGAGAUGCAGGUUUAUUGUCCUGGCCGUCCAGAAUUUGUCUCAGCCCGGACAGCGUGCCCCGGCCUUCUCACCCCUUGUCUCCAUGUCCAGAACCUUUUGCUCUUCAGCACGGACUUUCUCCCUAGAUUCCUACCCGUCUGGCCCGAGGCGAAACGCGUCAGCAGGAGCCAAAGCUGAGCGCGUCUCUCCUUCCUCAGGGAGAGCUCAGAGGAACCUUUCGGCAGUAGCCCUGUCCCUGCAGAAACAACCCCUGAGUUGCAACGACCUGCUGGAUUUGGGUGAAAUGGAAGAAAACAGGCGCAAAGCUCUCACCUGCAGAUACCAGCGGCGCUUCAUUGUGGACCCCAAGCUCGCCAGAACAGUGACUGACCAUCUGAUCCAAGACAUCGAGGAUGAGAAAGCCGUCAUUUUUGAGUGCAACCCAGGGCCUGGCGUGUUGACCUGCUCACUGAUAAACUGUGGAGCACAGAGAGUGGUCGCACUGGAAAGCGACAAUUCCUUCCUGCCAGAUCUGCAGGCGCUGGAGAGAAAGCUGGAUGGGCAGCUGAAGGUGAUGCACUGUGACUUCUUUAAACUGGACCCCGUAGGCCAGGGCAGCAUGAUACCUCCAGCCAUGUACUCAGAGAAGCUUUUUACAGACCUCGGUAUCCCCGAAGUGCCGUGGUCAGCAGAUGUGCCAGUGAAGGUCGUGGGAAUCUUCUCCCAGAGGAACGAGAGGGGUAUGCUCUGGAAGCUCAUCUAUGCUCUGUUCGAGCGCCUCUCCGUCUUCCGCUACGGACGGGUAGAACUGAUCAUGUUUAUCAGCGAGAAGGAGUACAGAAAACUGGUGGCCAGGCCAGGAGAUACUAAGGGCUAUCAGGCUCUCAGUGCCCUCUGGCAGAUGGCCUGUGAUAUUGAACUACUCCACCAGGAGCCGUGGUCUUCCUUCGUCACAACAUCAAAACAUGGUGGAUUGGCCAUUCCAAAGAGCAUUCUACUGCCUAACGAGCACCUGUGCCUUGUGCGGCUGACCCCACGUGAGGACCUCUUCACCUCAGUUCUCACGCCCUUCAAUAGCAACACGCUUGUUAUGAUGGUCAAGCAGUGCCUGGCCAAGAGGAAGAGCAGACUAGUGGAAAAACUCAACUCCUGGAAUCCCGGUGGCGGGCAGGACAUGCUGGCACAGGCGGGCCUCCUUGAGCACGUGCUGACCGGGCAGGUGUACCCACAGGAGUACAAGCGCCUGUUUGAGCUCAUAGACAAAUCGGAGGAGUUCUCCCAGAGCUGGCUGUACAAGGAGAUCCUGGAGAACACCCAAAGGACAGGUUGCUGUAUCUAAGAGCGCUAACACCUCUGCAGCACAGUGAUGCAGUAGAAAAGGAGAGACAACUCGGAAGGUUGCUGGAUGCUUGUGGCUGGCACCUGCACACAAGCUAAAGGGCUCAGAGGAGACGAGUCUGCAUGUUGUUUCACCAAAGAACACUGACACCGUAGCUGGCACUGUGUGUGCACUUAGGCAUGUAAAACUGACCCUGAUGCUCAAUGUCAUGAUUUGAUUAAGCAUUUAAGACAUUUGUUAAAAAAUUGACUAGCGAAGCAUAAUCUAAUAUGUCAAGUGAAAUAUCAGCCUAGUUUUGUUAUGACUAUUUGUGACUAGCUAAUGAUAUCUAUCUUAACAGCUGUAGGCUAAGACACCUCUGUGUGUAGGUAUCAUCCACUUAGACCAAUGUGACAGUUGUUUUUCAUCAUGGCCGUUAAAGGAAUAUUCAACCAUUGUCAACAUGUUCUUCAUCUGGUGCCUCGGUAGUGUGUGGUUGAUUGAUUAUCACUGGCAAUCCUUUUAAAAAUAUUUUCCUACUCUUAAAAAAGAAAGCUUAUAACCGAAGCAUAAGGGUUGUUGAGCUCCUUCACACCAGGAGUGAAACUUUCUUAAAUGUCAGUUGUUUUUUCUGUUCUUUGGUAAAUAAAGAGGCGAGUUGCAAUUA
Electrophorus electricus (electric eel) is the source of this 2139-nucleotide messenger RNA. It is a transcript of the gene tfb2m, whose product is annotated as transcription factor B2, mitochondrial. NCBI's taxonomy places the organism in Eukaryota, Metazoa, Chordata, Actinopteri, Gymnotiformes, Gymnotidae. Gene Ontology annotation, biological process: transcription initiation at mitochondrial promoter; rRNA methylation. Gene Ontology annotation, molecular function: mitochondrial transcription factor activity; rRNA (adenine-N6,N6-)-dimethyltransferase activity. The record is from RefSeq and is a predicted model, not a curated record. Gene Ontology annotation, cellular component: mitochondrial matrix.